This is a messenger RNA of Agrilus planipennis (emerald ash borer), 4670 nucleotides long. RefSeq names its product CLIP-associating protein. The coding region runs from base 195 to 4469 and encodes 1424 amino acids. The transcript is spliced from 21 exons. Gene Ontology annotation, molecular function: microtubule binding. Lineage: Eukaryota; Metazoa; Arthropoda; Insecta; Coleoptera; Buprestidae. Gene Ontology annotation, cellular component: mitotic spindle; microtubule organizing center; cytoplasmic microtubule. The record is from RefSeq and is a predicted model, not a curated record. Gene Ontology annotation, biological process: mitotic spindle assembly.
AAUAAUAAUCGAAUUGUUUCGUUUGUUUUCAAGAUGUCGGAAAUGUGUUUACGGUUUAAAGAAGUAAUAAACUAAUUUUUAAUAAAUAUUGUUUGUUGAUUGUUAUCUGUAAUUAAUCUGAGGUGUAUGUUUCUUCAGAACAUUAUCUAUGUUGUUGUAUUUAGCUGCAGUUUAAGAGGAAAAAACUCGCCAGUAUGGCUUACCACCGUCCUAGGGAUUUGGAUGGGUUCCUUCCACAUUUAUCAAAAUCAGACACCAAAUUCAGACAGCAACUUGGUGCUGACCUAUUGGCCUUUUUGGCUGAACCUUCAAAUCCGAUGACAUGCCAGGACAUUGGCCAGUUAAUUGAUGGAUUGAUACCAUGGAUGCAGAGCAGCAAUUAUAAGGUUUCCAGUAAUGGAAUUGAAAUAAUGACAUUCCUGAUAGACCGUCUGGGUCAUGAUUUUAAGCCCUACUUGCAAACAGUUUUUCCAGCGGUUAUAGACAGACUAGGUGACGCAAAGGACACAGUCAGAGAAAAGGCGCAGCUUUUGAUAUUGAAAUUAUUGGAACGUAACGUAUUAACUCCCCAAGCACUCCUUGAAAGACUUACUCCAGGUUUUACACAUAAAAACGCCAAAAUCCGCGAAGAGACGCUAAGGUGUCUAGUGAAUACAUUGAAUGAGCACGGCGCUCAGUCUGUCACAUUAAGCAAAUUCAUUCCUCAAAUAGUGAAACUAUUGUCUGAUCCUACUUCUCCUGUACGGGAUACUGCUUUUAUUACUUUGGUAGACUUGUACAAACACGUGGGAGAAAAAUUGAGAAUAGAUUUGCAGAAGCGCAAUCUAGUACCACCGUCCCGAUUGCCUGCCCUUUUAGCCAGGUUUGACGAAGUGAGAAAAGCUGGUGAUCUUCUUCCCACUGCUUCCACUAUAAUGUAUAAUUUCAACGACGAACCUGAUGUGGCAGUGAUGGCUAAACCUGCUAUUCCUGUGAAAAAAGCAGGCUUACUAGGCGCCUCUAAAAGAGUAAUAGUGUCCGCCCCAGCAAAAUCUUCCAGCAGUUCCAAUUCUGCUGGAGGCGUCGAUGAAGAAGUUUUCUCUAAGCUAUUCGAUGAUGUACCUACUCUUCAGAUAUUCUCAAUAAGAGAUAUUUUAGACCAUAUGAAAACUAUACAGGAAACUGUGGGUGAUCCUAACAAGGAAUGGAAUAAAAGAGUAGAAUGUUUGAAGAAGCUUAGGGCUUUAGUUAAAGCAGGAGCAGCAAAUUUCGAUGACUUUUACGUUCAAUUAAGAUCAAUGGAGCCGCCCUUGGAGGCUUCGAUAAAAGACUUGAGGUCACAAGUUGUUCGUGAAGCCUGUAUCAGUAUAGCUUACUUGGCCCAGCAAUUGGGUAAUAAGUUCGAACAUACUGCUGAAUGCUUGAUGGUCAGUUUAAUCAACCUAAUACAGAAUUCUGCAAAGGUGGUAGCCACUGCAGGUCACGUUACAGUCCGUUUUAUACUCCAGUACAUCCACAAUCCACGUCUUAUACCGAUUAUAACAAAUAGUUUAUCUUAUUCAAAAAGUAAAGAAAUAAGAAAAAGUUGCUGUGAAUUUAUAGAACAGAUUAUGGAACAUUGGAACGUGCACACGUUAGAAAGACACAUAGGACUUCUUCAGGAUGCUCUUAAGAGGGGUAUUGCUGAUGCUGACCCAGAUGCACGAAAUUUGUCAAGAAAGGCUUUUGUUGCGUUUAGAGAACGAUUUCCCGACCAUGCGGAAGUGUUGUUACAGUCCUUGGAGCCAAGUUAUCAGCGUGCCCUUAAGGGCGAGCUCUCGAUGUCAAACAGUUCGUCUACGAACAGUUUAUCAACCGCAGCCGUGGCUUCACGUGUGCCAAGACAGUUACGACCAGUUGCCUCGAUUUCGAGUAAAACAGAUACAGGAAAGAAAGGAUUUCGAAGUAAUUCUGCCAUCGAUCUUCAAGCUGCUCAGAGAGCAAAGGCGAGAGCUCAGUAUGCAGCAAUGGCCAGGCAAAAGAUAGCCUCAGGGACUGCAAGUCUCCAGGGAGAAAUUGCCCAACAAGCUCGUCCGCGAAGAACACCCGAUUCAUCUGUUAUACAGUCUCCUGAGCAAGUUGGAAGAAGGCGAAGUAGAAGCUCGGGCGUUUCACAUUCACAACCAACGAGCCGUUCAGGUUCGCCCAGUUCUAGAAUACAUUACUUGUACAACAGAAGUGAAGAGUCCCCAAGACCUAGGCGUUUAUCGUCUGGUAUUCCUCGUUCGACUACCGGUUCAAGAGAUACUUCCAGAGAGGGUAGCCCUACAAGAGGCUCCAGUAUCUCGAGACUGAGGGCAAGGACUGACCGACCGCCUCUUAGCCCCGCCUCUAGACCUGUUAUGGCUCAGAAAAUACUUCAACAAAGUAGGGAAGCGGAAAAUGCACUUGCAGAUGCGCUGUGCUAUGACGCACCAGAUGGAGACAAUCAUAGACUACACAGUCCCAGAAAAAGUUUACGAUCGAUGGAUAAUCCAUCGGACGAAUCGGAAACUUCUAGUGUUUGCUCAGAGAGAUCGUUCGAUUCUUACCGUAAAACCAUCGACUACUCUUGGAAUGGCUCACAACAGCGUUUAUCAAGCAGGGAUUUUUGGGAACCCUGCCGUGAUAUUGGCGAAAUAAUUGCGAUGUGCAGAAGUACUGUUUGGCAAGAGAGAAAAGACGGACUUAUAUCCCUUCGACAUUAUUUGGAAUCGGGAGCCGUUUUGUUGCCCCAAGAGCUGAAACAGCUUACCGACAUGUUUACAAAGAUGUUUAUGGAUUCCCACACGAAAAGCCUAAGUGUGUUCAUUGAUUCAUUAAACAUUCUUAUUAAAGUACAUAAGAACGAUUUGCAUGACUGGCUUUACGUUUUAUUGCAACGCAUUUUUCACAAAUUGGGAACUGAUUUGUUAAAUUCUGUCAUUGCAAAACUGCUCAACACUCUGGAGAUAAUAAGAAAAAGUUUUCCGGUAAGCUUGCAAUUUUCUUGCAUAUGCCGGUUCUUAGUAGAUUCUACUCAGACUCCCAACACCAAGACGAAAGUGGCAGCUUUGUCAUUUUUAACUUCUCUUUGUCAUACGUGCGAACAAACUCAAUUCCUUCCAAAAUCUCCAACUCUUCAGGCGCUUCAGAAAAUAAUCAUGUUCUCCCAAGACAUGAAAUCGCCUGAAAUUAGAAACGCGGCAAGAAAUUGCGUGGUGGCCGUAUGGAACUGGAAUACUCCUCAAAUAACAAUGCUACUCAGCGAGCUCCCAAAAGAGCAGCAAGAUAUCGCAUCACAUAUAGUUCACAAUCAUCUUAGAAAGAGCUCGUCAGGAAGUGAGGCAGCAAGUCCUAUGAUCGGCAACAGUCCUAAAACGUCCUCGCCGAUUACACCAACAGGAAGAGGAGACGACAUGAACCAUGAGGAUGUAUACAGGAGUUUGAGAAGAACAACGGCUGAAAUACAGAAUUAUAACUAUGAGUCACUAGAUAGGACAAGGGUUACAACAUCACAAGAUUCUGGGAUUUCCCAAAUGUCUAUUGGUUGUGAUAUCAGAAACGAUGUUGCUGCACUUGAGGAACGUAUCGAAGAACUAAAAAUAAGUCCCGAUUUUGCUGUUUCCAAUGAAUCUCAUUCUUUACCGUGCACGGUGAACGGCGUUAAUGAAAAAAUAACUAAUGGAUUCAAUAGCUUAGAAGAACUCGGAGAUAGGGAAUUAGUAGAAAGAAUAAUUGUGACAUGUACAGUCGAUAGUCCAACCCCCGAUUCUGAGAAGCAAAAAUUGCUUUCUCAACUAAUUAUCUUAUUAAAUUCAGGAAACACGGAAAUAAUUAAACAAAUGUUUAAGAAACUUUUACGGAUUUUACUGGACAAUGUUAAUUGGAAAAAUAAAAAUUACUCCAUUCAAGUACUCGUUUUGCAAAUAUUCUCAGAAAUAUUUAAAAACAAAGAAUUCAAGCCGUACUGGAGUCAAUUUGUAGAACUACUCACACUUCGUAUUUUAGAAGCCCAUUGCUCAGAAAAAAGAGAGGUUGUGAAAAUGGCAGAAACUGCGGCAGCAUCAAUGAACGUUUUCCCAUUUAAUACAGUUGUUAAUGUUCUUAGCCCGUUGAUUCAAACGGGCAUUGGACCCACACUGACGGGUGCCAUAAAAAUGCUAACGAAACUGGUUGAAACGAAUCCGGACCAGGUCACUGACGAACAUCUAGAAAAAAUAAUGCCCGGCCUUAUUAAAGCUAAUGAUCAUGAAGAGAGUGCUAUCCGAAAAUGUGCCGUCUUUUGUAUGGUGGCACUGCACAAAGCUGUAGGGGAAGAAAGGUUGGCCCCGUACAUUGCCUGUUUGCCGGGGAGUAAAGUCAAAUUAUUGCGCGUAUAUAUCACGAAGGCGCAGUCUUCUUCUGUGCCAACGAGUCCGAAAAUUUCAUCAGCAAAUCCUUCAGCCCCCGCCCCGAAUAAUAACAGUGACACUGCCAAUGGCAGGAGCUAGUCUUUGGUAACGGUUUCUUUUAUACAUGUUAUUAUUACAUUUUUGUGUAGUAAGCAUAUGAUAGCAACGUUUGUGUAAGAUAUAUUCUUAUUAUUGUUCUAUUUUAAAAAAUAAUAUUACCUAUCCUUAAACGUUAUCCUCAUUAGUCGCAGCAUUUAUUCACGUUUUUAUUUUCACGUUUCGCAUUCUGUUUUAUUUUUU